AUGAAAGGUGGAAUCCCCCAUCUGGACCAUAGCGCAACCCCUGAGUGGUGCAGCAAAUUGAUAUCUGACUCAGAGGAUGAAGAUUCUUUAAGGAUUGUCAGUAAUUUAUGUCUGCUGCCCCUAUCUGCCAUCUCCUCUCACAUGACACAAUUUAACCAAACACUCUGGAAGGAGAAUCAGGCCCCAGAAGAGAAUCAAAACCUUCAGCAAAAGAACAGAGCUUUUCCUAUGGAGAACAAAGCCUAUUAUCAGAAGAAUCAAAGUAUCCAAAGACAGAACAAACUCCUUUGGGAAGAGAAUAAAAUCCUUCAAGAGAAGUAUAGGGACUCUUCAGAGGAAACAAAGCACCUUGCAAAACAGCAAAAGGCCCUCCAACAACAAAAUAAAGCCCUCAGAGAAGAGAUUAAGGCUCUCAGAGGAUAAUAAAGAGCUUUUGCAAUGGAGGAAAAAGCCCUUCAGCAAGAUUUUUUAGCUUUAUUGGAGGAAAACAAGGAGCAGCUUAAGGCUCUUCAAAAGGACAACAAAGCCAUUCAGGAAGAGGAGAAAGCUCUCUGUGAGGAAAAAAAUGUCCUCAGUGAGGAGAAAUUUGCCCUCCAAGAGAAGAAAGGGGCCCUUGGUGAGAAAAAAGCCCUACAGAUUCAGGAGGAAGGUCUCCAAGAAGAACACAAUGUCCUCCAUGAAUGGUAUAAGAUAUUCAAGAGGAGGAAUAAAGCAAUAUAA
Molecule: messenger RNA, 720 nt
Organism: Egretta garzetta (little egret)
Lineage: Eukaryota; Metazoa; Chordata; Aves; Pelecaniformes; Ardeidae
Product: centrosomal protein of 89 kDa-like
Source: RefSeq, a predicted model, not a curated record